AGAGUCUUGUGAUAUGCCUAUACUUGAGAAUGCUGCAACUAAGAAUAAUAGCACGUGGUUUAAACUCAAUGACAAAUUAGACUAUGAAUGUCAUGUUGGAUAUGAAAAUGAAUAUAAGCAUACCAAAGGCUCUAUAACAUGUACUUAUUAUGGAUGGACUGAUAUACCCUCAUGUUAUGAAAGAGAAUGCAGCAUUCCCAUGCUAGACCCAAACUUAGUCGUUUCUCCCAGAGAAGUAAAAUACAGAGUUGGAGACUUGUUGGAAUUCUCUUGUCGCACAGGACACAGAGUUGGACCAGAUUCAGUGCAAUGCUAUCACUUUGGAUGGUCCCCUAGUUUCCCAACAUGUAAAGUAGGUCAAGUAGGAUCGUGUGCACAACCUCUUGAAAUCCUUAAUGGGGAAAUUAAGGGAACAAGGAAAGUUGAAUACAGCCAUGGUGAUGUGGUGGAAUUUGAUUGCAAAACUAGAUUUCUACUGAAGGGACCCAAAAAAAUUCAAUGUGUUGAUGGGAAGUGGACAACCUUGCCUGUAUGUGUUGAGGAGGAGAGAACAUGUGGAAAUAUUCCUGAACUUGAGCAUGGCUCUGUCCAGUUUUCUGUCCCUCCCUAUCACCAUGGAGUUUCAGUGGAGUUCACUUGUGCAGAAACCUUCACAAUGAUUGGACCGGGGUCAGUUUCUUGCAUUAGUGGAAGGUGGACCCAGCUUCCUCAAUGUGUUGCAACAGAUGAACUGAAGAAGUGUAAAGCACUGAAGUCAACUGACAUAGAGGCAAUUUACCCAAAUAAGUAUGAAUUUAAUCAUAACUCUAACAUGAGUUACAAAUGUAGAGAAAAACAUGAGUAUGAAUACUCAAUCUGCAUCAAUGGAAGAUGGGAUCCUGAACCACACUGUGCAAGAAAAGAGAAAAUAUCCUGUCCUCCUCCACCACAGAUUCCAAAUGCCCAAGUGAUAGAAACCACAGUGAAAUACUUGGAUGGAGAAAAAGUAUCUGUUCUUUGCCAAGACAAUUACCUAACUCAGGACCCAGAAGAAAUGGUGUGCAAAGAUGGAAGGUGGCAGUCAUUACCACGUUGCAUUGAAAAAAUUCCAUGUUCCCAGCCCCCUAAAAUAGAACAUGGAUCUAUUAUACACAGAUCUUCUGAAGAAAGGAGAGAUUCAACUGAGUCCAGCAGCCAUGAACAUGGAACUACAUUUAGCUAUGUCUGUGAUGAUGGUUUCAGGAUAUUUGAAGAGAAUGUGAUAACCUGCUACAUGGGAAAAUGGAGCUCUCCACCUCGUUGUAUUGAUAAUUCCUGUGUGGAUCCACCACAUGUGCCAAAUGCUACUAUAGUCACAAGGUCCAAGGCUAAAUAUCCAUCUGGUGACAGAGUACGUUAUGAAUGUAACAAACCUUUUGAACUAUUUGGGGAAAUGGAAGUAAUCUGUCUAAAUGGGAUUUGGACAGAACCACCGACAUGCAAAGACUCAACAGGGAAAUGUGGGCCUCCUCCACCUAUUGACAAUGGAGACAUCACCUCCUUGUCAUUAUCAGUAUAUGCACCAUUAUCAUCAGUUGAAUAUCAGUGUCAGAACUAUUAUCUACUAAAAGGAAAGAAGACAAUAACAUGUAGAAAUGGAAAGUGGUCUGAGCCACCAACUUGUUUACUUGCAUGUGUAAUAGCAGAAGAUAUUAUGAAAAGAUAUAACAUAGUCCUCAGAUGGAGAGAAAAUCAAAAGAUUUAUACCAAAUCAGGGGAGAAUAUUGAAUUUAUGUGUAAACCUGGAUUCAAGAAAAUAAGAGGAUCUCCUCCACUUCAUACAAGGAAAAGAAUUGGAUGUACUAGCAUGGUGAGGACAAGAAGGGAAAGAUGAAAAGAGCAACAGUCCCCUCCUUCUAUGUCCUUAUAUAGGUUUACAGAAGAAGUUGUGGCCCAGAUUAAAUGUGUGUCCUCCAUCCUCAAAUUCUGGAAUAAAGUCAUGUAUCUUCCUGCCUCAA
Molecule: messenger RNA, 1976 nt
Organism: Grammomys surdaster
Lineage: Eukaryota; Metazoa; Chordata; Mammalia; Rodentia; Muridae
Product: complement factor H-like
Exons: 11
Coding region: 14-1852 (612 amino acids)
Source: RefSeq, a predicted model, not a curated record